UGUUCGCGGCGUGUACUUUGCCGUUCCGCUUGGAGAGAAAGAGAGAGAGAGAGAGAGAGAGACAGUCUGCGCGAAAAGUUCGCCAACGAGUCGCUGCGGGCUGCCGCCAAAACGGACAUGUUAGCGCCGAGGCCUUGAAGGCGGGACGUUGCUGAAAACGACGUUCGGCGAUCACCUUUCAGCUCCUCGCGCGCGGUAGCAUAGGCCGCCGACCGACAAACAUGGAGGCAGUGAACGCCUUCAACCAGGAGCUCUUCUCAUUGAUGGAGAUGAAGCCUCCAAUUUCUCGUGCAAAGAUGAUUCUCAUCACUAAAGCUGCCAUUAAAGCUAUUAAGCUUUACAAACAUGUAGUCCAAAUUGUAGAGAAGUUCAUUAAAAAGUGUAAGCCUGAAUAUAAAGUUCCUGGACUGUAUGUUAUUGACUCCAUUGUUCGCCAGUCUCGUCAUCAAUUUGGAACAGACAAGGAUGUUUUUGGGCCAAGAUUCUGUAAGAAUAUAACUGCCACAUUCCAGUAUUUAUAUCUCUGUCCAUCAGAAGAUAAGAGUAAGAUAGUCCGUGUCCUCAACUUAUGGCAGAAAAAUGGUGUGUUUAAAAUAGAAAUAAUUCAGCCACUUCUGGACAUGGCAGCAGGAGCUAGCAGUGCAACCUCAGUGACAGAAGAUGCCACCAAUAAUGAAGGUUCACCACAAUCUGCUACAAUUCCAUCUGAGCCACCACAGGUUGGUGCUAAUUCAGUACCUGCUGUGCCACAGCUGCCCAGUUCUGAUGCAUUUGCUGCAGUUGCUCAGUUAUUUCAAACAACACAAGGACAGCAGCUCCAACAGAUUCUCCAGACUUUUCAGCAACCUCCUAAACCUCAGUCUCCAGUAAUAGAUAAUAAUGUAAUGGCUCAGGUUCAAGCUAUCACAGCUCAGCUGCAGACCACGACAACACAACCAUCAGAACAAAAGCAUGAUUUCCAAAUACCAGAACAAAAAACAUCUUUUGAUAAGAAGCUGUUGGAUCGCUUUGACUAUGAUGAUGAACCAGAAGCAGUAGAGGAUACAAAAAAAGAAGAGGCCACACCUUCUCCUUCACUCUCUCAACCAACAUUUGGAUUUCCAGGUGAAGGCUUACAACAACCAGUUUAUCCUCAGCUUCCAAAUAUAGAUCAGUUUCAGCAGAGAAUGCUGGGAAUGCAACAGGAUGCAAUGCUUCACCAGGUCCCCCUCCCUCCAAAUGGACAGAUGCCUAGCUAUGGACUUCUGCCUACACCACAGUUUACUCCUAUAGGUCAACAAGUUAUACAGGCUCCACCUCAGGUGCAGCAGCCUUUUCAGUCUUCUUUUCCAGCACAAAGUGAAUCACAUUUGCAGAAAACACAUCAGCAGGAACUGGAAGUGGAUCAACAUCCAACUCAGGAAGGCAAAAGGCAUGAGAACAGAAAGUCGAGAUCUAGAUCAGCAUCGAGAUCACCCAAGAGAAGAAGAUCACGAUCUGGUUCUCGAACUCGAAGAUCACGCCAUCGUCGUUCUCGUUCUCGAUCACGGGACAAGCGACGUCAUUCUCCUAGGUCACGGUCCCAGGAAAGACGUGAGAGGGAGAGAGAGCGAGAACGCAGAGUAAAAGGCCUUCCUCCAGUCAAACCAGAAACAGUUAGUGUUUGCAGUACAACUCUUUGGGUAGGACAACUGGACAAACGAACAACACAACAGGAUGUAGGAGGUCUCCUAGAAGAGUUUGGUCUAAUUGAAUCUAUAAAUAUGAUCCCUCCAAGAGGAUGUGCUUAUAUUGUAAUGGUACAGAGACAAGAUGCAAACCGUGCCCUUCAGAAACUGAGUCGUGGUAACUUUAAAGUCAAUCAGAAAUCUAUAAAGAUUGCUUGGGCUUUAAAUAAAGGAAUUAAGCCAGACUAUAAGCAGUAUUGGGAUGUAGAAUUAGGUGUUACCUACAUACCAUGGGGUAAAGUUAAACCUGAAGAUUUGGAAAGCUUUUGUGAAGGAGGAAUGCUGGACAAUGAUACACUUAGUCCAGAAUGGAAAGGAAUUCCAAAAAAACCAGAAAACCAACUAGCCCAGAAUGGAGGGGCUGGAAGUGAUACUGCACAUAAUGAACAAACAUCACCUAUAACUAAAGCUUUGCCUGUCCAAAUGCCUGUACCUAUACCUACACCAAUAACAGUACCACCCCCACAGGUGCCACCACAUCAACCAGGUCCUCCAAUGGUUGGUACCCUUCAGCCGCCUACAUUUACUCCUCCAUUAGGAAUUCCACCUCCUGGAUUUGGUCCUGGAGUGCCUCCUCCACCACCACCACCAUUUAUGCGACCAGGCUUCAAUCCAAUGCAUUUACCACCAGGUUUUCUUCCUCCUGGACCACCACCUCCCAUUAAUCCAUCGGUUUCAGUUCCUCCAGUUUCUGUCCCUCCUUCUGGAGGAGUAAAUAUCCCAAAUUCUACUGUGGCCACUAUAAAUGAAGACACUACAAAAGACUCUUCUAUAGGGAACCCAAUUCCAACAGUAGUUUCUGGAGGUAGAGGAAAUGGUGAAAAUGCAGAAGGCUCCAAAGGAUAUCCAAAUGCUCCACCACCUGUAACUUCUGCUAGUAUAGCAGCUUCUGUAUCCCAACCAGUCCCACUUCUUGGUACUCAAGGAGUUACAUCUAGUCCAGUGAUUGGGCUUCAGACACCUUCUACUGGCCUUCUAGGUGCCCGACCUGGUUUGAUACCACUUCAGAGACCUCCAGGAAUGCCACCACCUCAUCUGCAACGGUUUCCAAUGAUGCCACCUCGGCACAUGCCUCCUCAUAUGAUGCACAGAGGUCCGCCUCCAGGGCCAGGUGGUUUUGGGAUGCCUCCACCUCAUGGGAUGAAGGGCCCUUUCCCACCCCCAGGCCACUUUGCAAGGCCCAGUGGAAUGCCUGGAGGUGGUCCAGGAGGAUCUGAGGAUAAUAGAGAUGGAAGGCAGUUCAGGAAUGACAGGCCACCAUUUACUCCACACAGAGACCAGGAAAGGUUUGGAAGGAGGUCUUUUGGGAAUCGGAUAGAAAAUGAACGUGAACGCUAUGGCAACCGUAAUGAUGACAGAGAGCAUGAACGCCUUGGUAAUCGUGAAAGGAGAGAAUGGGGAAGAAGAAGCCCUGAACGUGAUAGACACAGAGACUUGGAGGAAAGAAAUCGGCGUUUCAGUGGACACAGAGAGAGAGAUUCUAGAGAUAGGGAACCCCAUAGAGAAAAAGAUGAAAAUCGAGGAAAGGAGAAAUCCGAGUUAACAGACAGAGCAGAUGGGGUCAAAAACUAUGAAUCUCAGAGUAGUAAAAUAGAAAACACAGACUCUGUUUCAGAACUUAAUAAAGAGUCUGAACCUAUUGGUAUGAAACCAACUGCAGAAGUAGCAUCUGAGUCUACCUCAUCUCUUGAAAAACCUGAAAAACCUACUGGCUCAGUUGCGGAGGCUCCUCGCUAGAGACUGGAAUUUGUCAAAAAUUACAUUGGAGUGUAGAGCUUUAGAACUGUACAGUAUGCUGUAUAUUUUGCUUUUGCUAUAUCACAAUUCCCUCAUAGUUUAUGGGGACAUGUAAGCAAUUUGAUUGCUUCCCUUCUAUUUAAAAUAGCUACACAAUAACAUGAAAAGAAAUAAACCAUUACCCAUUUUCUGCUGUAACUUUUUUAAAGUUUUCACUUUAAAAAGUUUACAAAUCAGACUUAGAAGUGCUUUCUAUUUUUUUUUUUAAUUUAAGUGAAGGUAAAAUGGUGAAAGCUCCUAAAAAUAGGGAUGUGUUUUUAAUAAACUCUAUUUUCAUAACAAUCCUUAACGUGUGCUAUUCUUCCUAUGCUGCACUGAAGUGGUAAAGAAUUGUUCAACAUCUUAAAGUUUGAACUAAUGCUGUACUGGAGUCUAAAUUAGACUGUUUAAAUCUGUUAAAACUGUUUGUAUAAUAGUUCACAGAAGCUAAAUAUGUGAUAGUUACAUUGAUUUUAAAUUUAUGCAUUUAAUUAACUAGAUAAAAAUUAAUAGCUUUUAAAUGUUUUAAGAAAUCUGGUGUUUGCAGUGAAGUCACUUUUUUUUCCUGGCCAUCCAAUUAAUACCGUGGUAAAUGUUGCCCUAUAAAUAAGUUCCUGGACUUAUGCCAACUCCUGUGGGAAAAAAAUUGUGAUUUAAUCCAUUAGUAUGUUUGGACUUGUUCACGUCCUCCAAAUUACCACUGUAUUUUAAUGUGUCUUGGAAUAGAGUAUAUGAAAGCAAACUACUAAGUUUUUAAAAGGACUUUUGCAUACUUUUGCCAGUAACCAAGCUAUUUAAGCUGGCUGUAUCAUCAUCAUAACUUUGUAGUAAGUGAAAAAAACAAAUAUUAACUCCAUUAGCAAAUGCCAGCAAGCCUUAAGAGUAAUAUACAUUUUAUUCCUUGGUUUAUUCUAUACACAGUGAUACUCUUAUUCGAAAUUGCAGGAAACAGCAAGUACUGAUGCCAUGUUUUUUUUUUCUGUUUUGAUUUGGUGUGUCUUUCAGAUAGCUUGUUAUGCUCACUUAAGGGGAAGUAUAGAUUCUUCUCCCUCCCUCCACUUAAUUUUUGGAAGAUGAAUUGAGGCAAAAUUCUUCUUUGCAAUAGAAUAAAAAAUGACUUUAUAUAUUCUUGUGAAAUUAAUUUGUAAUUUGUGUUGAACUGUUUCCAUACCAUUCUAAAAUUCAUUUAGUAACAGUCCCUAAUUCAGUGAAGAUCAUCGUGUAUAUAUAAAUAGAAAUGAUCAAUACUUGCUUGAAAAAAAAAGUUCAGUGUGUUAAGAUAUAAAAAUUCCAUGCAGCACUCUCACAAAGCUCUCAACUUGUUUGGCCUGCAUUUUGUUCUAGAUCUUGAAACUCUUAAUGGGUUAUAGUCAUUGCUAGUUACCAGAUGGUGAAACAGACUUGUGUGUACAAAACAUAUAUAUAGCCAAAUACAGUGUAGACAGUUUUUAAGACAAGGCCAUUGAUUUGCUCCAACACAGGUAACCACUGCUAACAAUUCUGAUUUCUCUGCCUUUAACAUUCAAAAAAAA
Molecule: messenger RNA, 5014 nt
Organism: Pseudonaja textilis
Lineage: Eukaryota; Metazoa; Chordata; Lepidosauria; Squamata; Elapidae
Gene: SCAF4
Product: SR-related CTD associated factor 4
Biological process (GO): negative regulation of termination of RNA polymerase II transcription, poly(A)-coupled
Cellular component (GO): nucleus
Molecular function (GO): RNA polymerase II C-terminal domain phosphoserine binding; RNA binding
Source: RefSeq, a predicted model, not a curated record